Aegilops tauschii subsp. strangulata is the source of this 2059-nucleotide messenger RNA. RefSeq names its product probable receptor-like protein kinase At5g20050. Gene Ontology annotation, biological process: protein phosphorylation. Gene Ontology annotation, molecular function: protein kinase activity; ATP binding. Lineage: Eukaryota; Viridiplantae; Streptophyta; Magnoliopsida; Poales; Poaceae. The record is from RefSeq and is a predicted model, not a curated record.
AUGAAAAUCAAACUGUAACACAAAUGGCAGCGGUGAGUAUCUCUCCAGCUUUCCACCUCCUGCCUCUCCUCCUCCUGUUUCUCCUUGUCACCAAUGAGGGCGCCACAUUGAACAUCACCAACCAAUGCUCCUACACCGUGUGGCCGGCCGCUGUGCCGUUGGGCGGCGGCAUGCAGCUUGAUCCGGGCAAGUGGUGGACACUGGGCGUGCCUGCUGGCACCGCUGGUGGUCGUGUGUGGGCGCGCACAGGCUGCAUAUUUGAUGCCAACGGAAACGGCUCGUGCCAAACAGGCGACUGCGGCGGCGAGCUUGUCUGUGCGAGGAAUGGUCAGCCACCCAACACGGUGGCUGAGUUUGCACUCGGCCAGUUCAACAACACGGAUGUCUUCAACAUCUCCCUCGUCCUCGGCUUCAACGUGCCCAUGGAAUUUCUGCCGGUGCCAACCCAUGGUGGGCCAGAUUGCAGCAAGUGGCCGCGCUGCGUAGCUGACAUCACAUCACAGUGUCCAAGCAACCUCAAGGUGCCGGGGGGUUGCAACAACGCGUGCACCAGGAACAGAUCAAACAGUUGCAAACCCACCACAUAUUUGAGGUUCUUUAAGCAGCUAUGUCCUGAUGCAUACAGCUACCCCAAGGACUAUUCCUCAAGCACUUUCACUUGCCCUACAGGCACCAAUUACCAGGUCGUCUUCUGUCCCCCGAUCAAUCCAUCGUCUUUGCUUCCAAGCCCUUCUGCAUCUAUUCCUACUAGGAAGACAAGCAUAGGAUCCCCAUCUGACAUUGGAAUCUCAUUCCGAGCUGGUCUAUCUGUUAUGAGUAAAUUUCUUCUUGCACGGACAAUACUUGGUUGCAUAUUCUAUUUAAUCUAUGCAUACAUCCAUUUUGUUCUACGUAAACGACGACACCAGGUGCCGGAGGGAAGAGAAGAAGAGUUUGGGAAUCUAAAAGGGACGCCAAUGAGGUUGACAUUUCAACAAUUAGAUAUUGCAACCGAGCAAUUCAGGGAAAAGCUCGGCGAGGGAGGAUUUGGGUCUGUUUUUGAAGGACAGCUUGGUGAUGAAAGAAUUGCAGUAAAACGUUUGGAUCAUGCUGGUCAUGGAGAAAAGGAAUUUUUGGCAGAGGUUCAUACAAUUGGCAGCAUCCAUCAUAUAAAUUUGGUGAGAUUGAUUGGUUUCUGUGCUGAGAAGUCAAGGAGGCUCUUGGUUUAUGAGUAUAUGGCCAAAGGAUCCUUGGACAGGUGGAUCUAUUGUCGGCAUAACAGCAAUGCUCCUCUGGAUUGGAGGACGCGUUGUAAGAUUAUUGCUAAUGUCGCUAAAGGCCUCUCUUAUCUUCACGAGGAGUGCACCAAAAGAAUUGUUCAUUUGGAUAUCAAACCGCAGAAUAUCCUCUUGGAUGAAAACUUCAAUGCCAAAAUUUCUGAUUUUGGACUAUGCAAGCUCAUUGACAGGGAUAUGAGUGAAGUGGUUACUAGAAUGAGAGGCACACCAGGCUAUUUGGCUCCUGAAUGGUUGACAUCGCAGAUCACGGAAAAGGCCGAUGUCUACAGCUUUGGCGUUGUGGUCAUGGAAAUAAUCAGUGGAAGAAAGAACCUCGACACCUCUCAACCUGAAGAGAGCAUCCAUCUUAUCACCCUAUUGGAAGAAAAGGUGAAGAGUGAUCAGUUAGCAGAUCUAGUCGACAAGCAGAGUGAUGACAUGCAAGUGAACAAGCAAGAGGUGAUUCGGAUGAUGAGGAUGGCAAUGUGGUGUUUGCAGAUUGAUUGCAAAAAGAGGCCGAAAAUGUCAGAGGUUGUCAAAGUCUUGGAAGGCACCAUAAACACGGGAAACAACAUAGAUUAUAAGUUUGUUGCAACAACUACAGUGAACUUUGGCGUGGCAGGAGAUGCAUGCUCCUCAGCUCCACCUUUGGCUUCAGAUGUAUCAGGCCCCAGAUGAAACGGGACUAUCCUGAGAAGAUAGGCAACCAGAUUAUGUAUAGGAGAUCUGUGAGUCCACAAAAAAAACAUGUUUUGUUGUAUUUUUAUCAAAUUACAGCAAUCCGAAGCCCCUUAAUAUAGUUA